ACAACCCAUCCUCUUUUACUCAAGAGUCACCCACUCGCCACUCCUCCUUCGCUAAGCAUAGAUUCAGCAUUGAACAGCAUUGACCUUUGCAUAUCGGCAUACGAAAGACCAGAAUCCACACACUAAUUUUCGCUCAAGAGACACGGCACAUUCGCACGACAGACACAUCCUCACACAUCUUCCCACGCACAUCUUCGGACACACUAAUUCCUCACACGCAUUGAACCUUCACGUUCCUUGGAGACUAUCUCAACAACCUCAUAACAGCAACACAUCAAGCCAAAAAGCGACGCCAAUGUAAACCAACAAAGCACAAUGAACAACAGCCCACAACAAGCGGUACCUCCGCCCUCGCCGCCGCCCUCACCCUCACCACCCCCCUCUGUCCCUCGUCGCUCCGAAGAAUCCACGACACCGGUCUUCCUCCACUCCGAGGCAUCGCAGUCGCCGUCGCAGUCGCCGUCGCAGUCGCCAUCGCCAACAAACAUGGCCCACCAGCCCUUUCCGGCAGACUACCCGAUCGACUACAGGCCGCCCACCGAACCCGAACCCGCGGCCCCAGCCGGACCUAAUCCCUUUCUUCCCCUCCCCUGCGACCUGGACCGCCCGCCUCCCACCCCGGAGUCUCCGCACAUUGCCAACUCAACCCAGCCGCUUCCGCCGCUGCCGCCUUUUCCAUCCCCGGACCUUCCUCCGCCGCCGGGACAGGACCAGGACCAGGACCAGGCUCAGCACGUCUCGCUGGAUCAGCGGCCCCCGACGCCGCAUGCCAGGACUGGGAACUCGGCUGCUGCGCGGUUUCAUCUCGCGACUGCGCUGCCGGUCCUUUUCUCUCGCGUCAGGCUUAGUCGGCGGAGUGGUGGGAGCAGUGCUGCUGCUGCUGCUGCUGGCUCUUCCACAGAUACCGCCGCCGCGGGCACAACCAUCGACGCAGACACCGACGCCGACGCCGACACAGACGCAGAUGUUGAGGCAGAUGCGGAGGCAGACGCAGAUAUAGAGGCAGAUGUAGAGGCAGACGCGGAGGCAGGAUCAAUUACAACAACAGCAGCGACAGAACUCCCCACCCCCGCCAACGCCUACACAGUCACCUGCCCCUACAACAACAACACCAUCAACAACAACAACAACAACAACAACAACAACAACAACAACGCCAUCAACACCCCGCCCCGCGGCCGCAGCACCACGCGCGGCCCCGCCCCCGCCGUUGGCGUCGCCAGCCACGACUACUUCACGCCGUUCGACGCGCAUGGCGGCGACGACGCGCACACCUCGGCCCCGACCUCCACCGCGCCGUCCAUGCACGAACUCCUGGCCUCGACCAUGCGCGCCUCGCAGGCCCUCGAGCAGGCCGGCGCUGCCGGCAGCCGUAGCCAGCUGAGCAUCGCGUCGGUGGCGUCGGCGUCGUCGGAGGCGGGGGUGCUGUCGUCAUCGCCGCUGGGGGUGCCAUCGCCUACGCUGGCAUCGACAUUGGGGGUUGGCGAUGGAGGGGUUGGGGAGAGUGCGAGUGCGAGUGCGAGUGGGACUGUGAAUGUGAGUGCCAGUGCCAGUGUGCCUGGGGGUAGGUCGCCCAGUGUGGAUGUGGCGCCGCAUCCGCGAGGGCGUGGCGGGAGAGGCAUACGCUUGCGGGAGUUUGGGAAGCGCAUUGAUGCCGUGAUGACGGGGAACGGCGGUGGUAGUGGGAGUGGGAGUGGGAGUGGUAAUACGAAUGGGGGUGAGGGAAGUAGUAGUAGUGAUGGUGGGGGCAAUACUAAUGCUAAUGCUACUGUUAAUGCUAAUGCUAAUGAUAGGAAUGGACGAGGAGAGCAGUUGCUUCCGGAUGGGAGCAGUGGCGCCGGACAGGUGGGUGCGGGCGCGGACGUGGAAGACGCGGGCAGCAAGGGGAGCGGCGGGGGAGGCAGCGAUGGGCGCAGACAUUAUUUUCGCAGGCAGCCAUGCCGCGCUUGGAGUGCGGUCGCGCUGGUUAUUACUGUUGUUGGGGUGGUGAUUGGUGUUGUGAUUCGGUUUAUUGCUUUGAGGAGUAGGUAGGUAGGUGGUUUGGUCGGUUGGUGAGCUUAGUUUCGGUUGGGGGGAGUAAUACGUGAUGGUUUGAGGAGUUGGAGUUAUGUUUGUUAGUUUGCAUCUUGUUCUAUUUGUUGUACGCGGCUUUGAUUUCACUCUGUUUGUUGCUGUCGUUGUAGCUACCAAAGAGAAACGCAGUAGUGGUAGUCUUCCUUCUUUAUAAUACAAAGGGC
Aplosporella prunicola CBS 121167 is the source of this 2237-nucleotide messenger RNA. RefSeq lists its product as uncharacterized. The record is from RefSeq and is a predicted model, not a curated record. Lineage: Eukaryota; Fungi; Ascomycota; Dothideomycetes; Botryosphaeriales; Aplosporellaceae. The transcript has a single exon. The coding region runs from base 316 to 2031 and encodes 571 amino acids.